ACAGUGCAGGAAAUCCUUGAUCGAGUCGACCGCAGGAUGUAGCCAGAAAUUCCGUGCAUUGUUUUUUUUAGCCAAAGACCUGACAGUGAUUUCAAGGAUAAAAAUAUCGAUUUGCCAUCGCAUCCCCAGUUUCAUCUACGCUUAGAGUAGAGAAGAAAUUUAUGGUCGGACACCAUGGACAAAUUGAGCGAAACCAACGUUUGGGCCCAUGAACCCACCCCAGUGGGCAUCAUCAUUUACAGCGUUAUCAUCCCCACGAUAUCAGGACUGGGAAUACUCGGAAAUGCCCUUAUUCUCGCAGUCCUUGGCGGAGCAACCCUGAAAGCUUCUACCUACACGUAUUUGGCAGUUCUCGCGGGAGCGGAUCUGGUGACUUGCGCCCUGUUGCUCUUUUCUGGCCUGGCUAGGGGAAUUUUUUGGGGCGAAAGAGGCUGGCUGGAAUUCGAUGCUUUCGUUCAUCUUCCCCUAGGAUCCGUUUCAUCGAAUAUCGCGGUCUGGGCGGCAGUUUGCGUCACCCUCGACAGGCUCAUCUUGAUUUCUGGCCCGCCGAAGUGCAAGCCCCCGAGAUUCUGCGAUGACAAAGUCGCCAAGAAACUGAUGAUCAGCUGCUGCUUCUUUUCCCUUAUGGUCAACAUCCCCUACUGCUUCAUUUACACCUACAACGACGACGGACAUUUGACCACCACUCGGUUUUUCGAGUCCUGGCUCUACGAUGUGCAGAAUUGGUUCCAGCUGGCGAUGUUCGGUCUUGUACCCGCGGUUUUCCUUCUGGUCGGUAAUGGCAUCAUGUGCCAUGCCGUAAGAAAAGCCAUGAGACAGAGAGAGCUCUUUAUGAAACGCAGAAAAAUUCGGGAAGGGAACUGCUUGCGAGACCAAACACGACUGACCAUCACCCUCGUUGGCAUUGUAUUUAUUUUCCUCGUCGGGGAAUUUCCAACACAUCUGGCUUCCAGACGAAGCGCCGCCUCGAUCCUUUAUGGCGGUGACGUCAAUAAAAUCGACGAACACUUCAUGGAAAGGUUUCGAAUGUGCUGCACCGUCCUCAACGCGAUCUCUAGCUCCGCCAAUUUCAUCUUAUAUUGCUUGCUGAGUCCGCACUUUCUUCGAAACCUGAAGAACCUUGCAGGCUGGAAGACACAGACCGAGAAGAAACAACUGAGACUGAAAAUGCAGAUGGUCGAGCGUCUCACCAAGGACAGCCUGAUCUGUACAAAAUCCCUAAUCUAGAAUCUCUAUUGAUUUUUUUCUUCUCACUUUUCCGUUUCCUCGUCGCCCCUGAUAGAUAUCUUUUUCAUCUCAUUCGCCCGUUAAACUUCACUUCCUUAAUUCCAUCCC
Messenger RNA from Orussus abietinus, 1335 nucleotides. RefSeq lists its product as uncharacterized. The transcript is spliced from 6 exons. Gene Ontology annotation, molecular function: G protein-coupled receptor activity. Gene Ontology annotation, biological process: G protein-coupled receptor signaling pathway. NCBI's taxonomy places the organism in Eukaryota, Metazoa, Arthropoda, Insecta, Hymenoptera, Orussidae. The record is from RefSeq and is a predicted model, not a curated record. The coding region runs from base 175 to 1227 and encodes 350 amino acids. Gene Ontology annotation, cellular component: membrane.